AUGCUCAUCUGUGCGCAGUCUAUAUAUGCUAAGCUGCAAGCCACCACGCUAUCGUUACGGCCAUCGACCAAGCUUGACAAGACACUUCGAUACCGCAACUGCCAGUAUCCAGUGGCUGGCCGGAAGCGCGCGGACACUCAGGGCGGCGCGAUCGCGACGGUCGACCCGACCAAGCUCACUAGCGACUGUUAUCGGGAUUUUUCCGGUCUAAAAACUUUCUGCCUGCAUCUUCGAGAAGGCGCUGACUCGAGCUCUCGGAGUACCCGAUGGCAGCGCCAGUUUUUGUGCCUCACAACGAAUGGCUCAAAGAUUUAUGCUCCAUCUCCACCGGGGACGCAUGGCUUCUUCUACUACCGCACUCCUCCGCCCUGGGCCCACGACCUCGCCGGCGAGAUCCGGUUCCGCAUUACAAAAGACAGCGACCCAUCGACCUUUGCUAGUGGCUAUGACCUCCUCGUCAAAGGCAUGCCAUGGGCUGUGACUCUGCUGUUCAACAGCUCCAUCUCGGCAGGGUUCCGUAAUGCCGUGCUGCACGAUGGUCUGCUCAGCGAAGACCAGAUACACCGCAUGGAGCGCUUGGAGCCGUGGCGUUGCAAACUAACAGCCAAGUCGCGUCUUCUCCACUCAAUUGGCCAGCCGUUUGCACUACCAAUAAGCACGGACAGUAAAGUCAGAAAAUCUUCCCUGUACUUCGUGCCUGGCAUCACGGACGACAAAGACGUGCUUGAGAACCUGCAUAUUGUCUCUCACUCAGGGUAUCAAUGGGGCUACAACACCGGUACAGACGGGGUCAAGACCUUCUCGCGAGACGCCAUCGCCAUUGUGCACCUUGAACCUUGGAUUCAUCCGCACGACAGGAAAAGACGCUGCGUUGUUAUCCGAGUCCGGAAAUUGUUGCACUGUGAUGGCCUGCCUGUCAAAUCUCUGGACGAUCAUCCUGAUUACGGUGUGGCAGGUCAUUUGUUGCAUAGCGUUGGGCCGGUAAAAGAGAAGGUGUGGUAUCAUAAAAUUCACCAGGGACCAAUCGCCUGGAGGCACUUGUGUUUACCGCCCGAAGGUGUGACCAUGGACUUGUAA
Messenger RNA from Phanerochaete carnosa HHB-10118-sp, 1077 nucleotides. RefSeq lists its product as uncharacterized. The coding region runs from base 1 to 1077 and encodes 358 amino acids. The transcript is spliced from 3 exons. Lineage: Eukaryota; Fungi; Basidiomycota; Agaricomycetes; Polyporales; Phanerochaetaceae. The record is from RefSeq and is a predicted model, not a curated record.